Quercus robur (English oak) is the source of this 561-nucleotide messenger RNA. RefSeq lists its product as uncharacterized. NCBI's taxonomy places the organism in Eukaryota, Viridiplantae, Streptophyta, Magnoliopsida, Fagales, Fagaceae. The transcript has a single exon. The record is from RefSeq and is a predicted model, not a curated record. Bases 1 to 561 code for a protein of 186 amino acids.
AUGCUUGGUGAUUUUAAUGAAGUGUUGAGUAGUGAAGAGAAACUUGGAGGGAAUCAGAUAAACCUAAAUAGGGCAUUGGAAUUUAUAGAAUGUCUAGAUAAUUGUAACUUUUUGGAUUUGGGCUUUGCUGGCCCAAAGUUUACUUGGACUAAUAAGAAGACUGUCACAAGCCUCAUUCUUGAAAGGCUUGAUAGAUGUUUUGCCAACCCUAGUUGGAGAAUGCUAUAUCCUGAAGCUAUUGUUACUCAUCUCCUCAGGACUUUUUCGGAUCAUUGUCCAGUUUUAAUUGAACUAUUGGAUACUAGAACAAAUGCCACAAAUAAACCCUUUCGGUUUCAUACCAUGUGGUUACUGCACCCCCAAUUCCCGAAGGUGGUUGAGGAAGCUUGGUUUGGAGAUAGGUCCCUCUCUUCAGCCAUUUUUGAUUUUACUAGUAAAGUGAAGAAGUGGAAUACUGAAGUAUUUGGGAAUUUGUUUGCAAGGAAAAGAAGGGUGCUAGCCAGAUUGGGUGGAGUUCAAAAAGCUAUUGCUUGUAAUCCAAGUGAAGCCCUUCUCAGGUAG